Molecule: messenger RNA, 954 nt
Organism: Erythranthe guttata (spotted monkey flower)
Lineage: Eukaryota; Viridiplantae; Streptophyta; Magnoliopsida; Lamiales; Phrymaceae
Product: phosphatidylinositolglycan-like protein
Biological process (GO): GPI anchor biosynthetic process
Cellular component (GO): glycosylphosphatidylinositol-N-acetylglucosaminyltransferase (GPI-GnT) complex
Source: RefSeq, a predicted model, not a curated record
CGAAAAGAGAGAGAAAAAAGAAAUCCCUGCGAUUCUACAUUCGAUUACUGAAGGUCGACGGUGGCGACGCUCAGGCAGCUGCCGUGGCUCGCCGCGCCUUCUCUCUCCGACCGAGUCGCCGGCACCUUUAACUCCGGUCUGCUUUUGAUUAAUUCACUCCUCCAAUUCACAUCCCUAAAUACUCUCUGAGAUGGAGAGUUCAAUGAUUUCAAAAGGACGAUACAAAUACGUACAUGAUGUGAAGAUGGGCCCACCGGAAGCCAUUGAUAUUCACCAUAUCAUCUUCGAAAGCAGAGGUGCUGUGUAUCUCGCAUUCUUCCGAUAUGCUCUUCUAUUUGCCAUUGUAGCUCUCUUAUUAUUUCAGAACACGAUGAGUUUCCCCCAACUAUUGACGCCAGACAAUCCAGUUUCUAUUGUUCUUUGGAGCUUUACCUUUGCUAGUUUACUCGUAAGACAGUUGCUAAGAAAGCAAGUUGAGAAAGGGACUGUCAUAAUUUUGCCAGCUUUUGGGAUUCAACUCGAGACUAGUUAUAGAAGUGGGACAACAGUUCGUCGGUUUGUUCCAAUGGGCAAGAUCUUGAAACCUGUCCUUAACGAAUGUCUGACUCCAGUUACCUGCUACUGGAGCCUGUCUCUAAUUCUACGUGGAGAGGAAGAACUCUUGCUAGUGUUCAAGGAAUUAUAUCCUCCUGUCACGAUGCUAGUUCCCAUUUGGAAGGCUGUGUGUGGUGCCAUAAACGACGAAAAACGCACCCCGAAGCAGUAGAAGUGGAAAUUAUUAUUUUUUUCGAGGAUUGAGCGAAUUUAAGAGGAUUGCGCACGAAAAGAAAAGAAAAAAACGGCAGAUAGAAUAUAAUAGAUCCAUAGUUUGAAGUUGAAGGUUACCUUUUAUCGAGUUGAAAUGUAUAAAUGGAACAGCAAUUGCCAAUUAGAACAUCCUUUUCUUCUUCUUCA